AUGGAAGUUGGAGGGUUAGAGAAUUUAACAAACGAUCCAACAUCUCAGCGAAUUGAUUAUUUAAUCGAAUUAUUCGUAAUUGAUGUUAAUUAUGAGUUUAAUCUCGGAGUUCAGAUAGGAAAUCAGAAAAUAAUUGGAGGAACUUUUCAUGAUAAGUUCCAUCUUGUUGACUCUUAUAAUCAUUCUCAUUUUUCGCGAGAACGGUCAACAGUCGUCUCAGUGGAUUUGUCAAGUGGUGUUAAGAGGUCUGGAUAG
This is a messenger RNA of Funneliformis geosporum, 255 nucleotides long. NCBI's taxonomy places the organism in Eukaryota, Fungi, Glomeromycota, Glomeromycetes, Glomerales, Glomeraceae. The record is from the annotation of a GenBank genome assembly.